UAGUUGAGCUGCGGCAGGGCAUAUUCUUUGAUGGCGGCUUUGAGCGGGAUAUUGACAGGAUGUGUUGAAUGGAUUGUGUGCACACAAGUGUUGUCUCGCGGGUCAACUUGAGGCGACUCGAUGAGUUAUGUUUCAUGCGGGUUCGUAAAAGGAGAGAAGUGAACGGAUGUGGUGAAGGGGGCAAUGCACCUCCGCAAGGACAGCGGUGGUGAGCCAACGGAUGACGUCUCACCCGAGGAACUGAAAGACCGUCGUGCCCGGUGCGUGGCCCUUGAGAGAGCUUAUGUUCAUGACGUGUACGACCAGUUGGCGCCACAUCUCGCCAGGCCACGGAUACUACCUCGCGUUCAAGAAUUCCUACAGGAGCUCGAACUUGGUAGCCUCGUCGCUGAUGUUGGUUGCGGCAGCGGUCAGUACUUAGAAGCGGGUGGAACUGGGUGUACGGGAUGCGACCGGUGUCCAACCUUGGCAGCUGCUGCGGCAGCCCGGGGACACGAGGUCCUGCUUUGCGACGUCCUCAGCCUCCCCUACCGGGACGAGUCAGUGGAUGCCGCUCUCUCCAUUGCGGUCAUCCAUCAUUUAGCCUCUACGGAGAGAAGAGUCCAAGCUCUCCGGGAACUCUCUCGUGUGUUGCGAGUUGGAGGAAGGGUCCUUAUCACGGUCUGGGCAGUGGAGCAGUCACAUAGGAAGUUUGAAUCCCAGGACGUGUUGGUGCCAUAUCGACAGCCGACAAAAAGCAGUAGCGAAGAACGUGGCUCGUCUGUGGAACGCGAACUUACCAGCACCACCACGAGCGAAGACGACCUUCUGAUGUACCAAUCCUACAACGCUCCUUCCGACAGCGACUCUGGCUUCCAUGCCCGACGCCGACGCUGUUCCCACCGUGACGACUCCAGCUCUGAUCUGUCAAGCCCAGGUGAAACGUGCUACAGCUUUGUGCGGCGAGCUCUGCAAAAACUUUCGUCGACGAGUCACAACUCGCGGCCGUACUUUUAUCGAAGUUGCCGCGGAGCCUGGUUCACAGAGGGUCCUUCCCGACCAGAAGAAGAGAAUGAAUCCGACGACAAUGAAUUAAUCGAAUUGAGGCAUCUCGACGCAGGCCUACCGCCGGUGGACCCAAUCACGAGACCUCCUUCCAUUCUCGAUCAAGACAAGACAACAAAAGGGAAGUCAAAGUCGCUCGGUGACGUUCUGAGCAUCAUCCCGUCCAUACUAAGGUCUCGUAGGAAAAAAGAAGGCUGCAAGGAGUUCCAAAAGCGAUGUUCCACAGCGAGCGAUCCACGAGAAUACUUGCGAAGGAUCGUUCAAGAGAAAAACGGCAUCGUACGAUCCAAAUCUACCGUGUCCUGUUUCGCUAGGUUCGAGCACCUUCGAGAAGAUAGCUUGCUUUCUCCUAUGGCAGAAGAUCAUGAGCUGCCGGAAGUAGGCGGGGAAGAAGUUGUGAAUCAGCUGACGUCUUCCGAUAUCGCUAACGGAAAUAGCAUUAUCAACCAAGACCAAUUGUCCACUCUCGUUAAAGGUCAGCUGCAGACAUACAACAAAGAAGAACAAGAUUUGUUUCCGACCAAAAGUUGGUUCAAUUCUUUCAAUAACGCCAACCUAGAGAGAAGGAAUACGGCGACUAUUCAAAGUUACAUCACAGCAAAGAUACAACGAGGGGGUUCAACAGAACUCUUCAAGAAGAGAAUGCGGUUGUACAAUCAACGUUUACAAGAAAAAGCCAUGCUGAAGAACUUGUACAAUCAGUGUGCUGCUGAAGACAAGACAGAAGAGAAACAAGAACUGGCAACGUACUACUCAAUGCCUGAUCUUCACACACUUUGUGAAGGAUCCGUUGAGAAGCUUAGCCGAAAUACCAUCUUCAGAGAUGCGUCCUCCAGACGGAAACAGGAAACAAGUUCCUUUGAGUCAGAUAUAUUCGUCGAAGACGUGGAAGCCACACGAUUGCCACAGACACGACCACGAAUCGUGAAAAGGAGCUUAAGUGUAGGAACUGGAAAUCGACCCUCCGACGCAGAACCGCCAAGAUUCUCCACGUCGUCUCCAUCUACACCGAGGAGUCGGAACGUUUCCGAAGAUUCGGAAGAAUCCGUUAUUUCUGUGGUCCCGCGGAAAUGCAGCAGCCUUCAGAGCGACACCAGUAUCGACAGCGAAGAAAGUAUCAUUUCGGUGAUUCAAAGAAGCAGCAGUGAAAUUGAGGCCAUGCUCCAGAGAAAAGAGCUGCACAGCAAGAGGGCAUCACCACUUAGUAUGACACCGGGCGGUCCUUCAUCGCCUGAGUGUUCACCCACGCGCAAGGUGGCGCCGCCUCUAUUGGGGGGACGCCAGUACCUGGAAAAAUUUGCCGACUGCCAAGUUGUCGUCAUACGCGAUAUUAUUGGAGCUGUCGUGUCCUUUGCUCAUUGUAGGGAUGUCAUUCCGCAGUGGGAGGUGCUCCAAGACCUACCUCAGGAAGAGCCAUUCGAUGUCAUCGGCAAAGAUGACGAAAGCAGUUCUGGAGAUACCAACUCUUACAUGUCAACACCUGAUGCGUCUGUAGCUGCUGAAGGAAGCUGUUGUGGCGACGAUAUUCCGCCAUUAGAUUUUGAUAACAAGGAUCUUGAAGACUACAGCUGUCUGUCGGACUGUGAGGUGCCUAGCCUUAAAGUGACUUCUGCCGAACCGGACUUGUCUAAGUCGGAAACACUCUGUUCUGAUACGGAGACAACUUCGUCUAACGUCCCACAAACAAGCUCGGAAGAAACGAUUGAAGCAUUGUCUCAGAUACUUUUUCUCGAUGUGUGCAAUACACCUUCUCCAGAAACACAGCUAUCGCCGGAGAAAACUAUCAGUGACGACUCGCACGAAGAAGACGCCGACAACGUCAAGCUUGAUCAUGAGGUACAGCCUGAUGAAACUAACAAUUCCAGUCCGUGUGCCACGGGUACUUUAGUGUACCCUCUGUCCGAAGAAAGUGACAAUGACGAUGUAUCCUGCAUUCAACCCAUAAGGCUAACACUUGUCAAGAAGCCACAGUUCACUUUAAGGCCAUCUUUUGCACAGACAGCAAAGUCGUCUGUUGAACAAUCGACAGAGCGAAAUUAUUGGGAGCGCCUCCUACCCGUUGUGCUAUCCAUAGACGCUGCUGAUGAGAACGAUGAUAAGAUAACUGCACCACUACAACAUGUAGCCUCCCCUGAUUCCAGCUUGUCAGAAAACGUAACUACGCAACAACCGCUUUCCCCAUUACACCGUUCCGAUUGUGAGGUAACUACUAGUCCAGAAAUGGUCCACACUUCCGAUGAGCGAUUUCCGCCACAAGUACACUGCUCAGGUUCCACUGGAGGUUCCGUAGAAUGUGCGUCCACUCCAGAAAUGCUAACCCGAUGUCGUACACCAGAAGUGUUCUCGCCUACACACCACUCCAAUCCAAGCUCGGCAGAUAGUCUCUACGUAGCUGUUGCUCGACAUGCCGUGUACCCUGACGAUGAUAGUUCUCCCGACGACUCCUUGGAAAGCAUCGCUGAAUGUAAUGAAGAAGAAGAAGAAAUGAAGGGAGAUUAUUGUUCCUCGUCAAGACGGAAAGCUUUUUCAACAGACGAUAUCCAGACUACAAGCGCUGAAGAAAAAGACAUCGCUACCAGUGAAGAUUUCACCCGCAUCAAAGAUGCAGACGACAAAGUCAUCGCCGCUUCACAGGAUGAUGAUGAUGGUGCUGAAGAGCGCUCGAAGGAUCCUUCCGAUGACAUCCCUUUCAAUAUUAUUAUCGAAGACUACAGCGAGGAAAGUGAUUCCUGUAACGAUCCAAAUGCAACUGAAGAAAGUCCUGCGACGGAUAACUUUGACUCACUUACCGUGAAUGGCCUCGUAUCAAGCACAUCUAAUGGUUCCAGUUCUACGGCCAGUUUUCAGACCGUAAUUCAGUGUCCUGUUCCGGGUUCUGCGGAUACAGAAAAGUUGACAGACGACAAGGUUGAAGACGAUGCAGACAGCAAACGCGACAGACAACACGACAAGAAGGAAUCCAUGUCACUGUCGUCAUCUCAAGAGAGUUUGCACGACACCGACGUUGGAGGCAACUCGCUGACUUUGCAUAGGUACUACCAUGUGUUUCGUGAAGGUGAAUUAGAUAACCUGAUCGACAAGUACGUGCAAAACUUGCACGUCAUUUCGUCGUACUAUGAUCGAGCAAGCUGGUGUGUGAUUGCGGAAAAGGUGCAGGUUUGGACCAUAUGAAGGAUUUCUUGUUGCACCCGGUGUAGAACUGCUAAGACUACGGAACACAUAACGCCUGGAAAUGCGCUGGUAAAUGUACAAGAUAUUUUCUUCACUCGAGGAAUUAAGCGUUCUCCCAUAGUUGCUUAUCGAACAAAGCUAUCCUUAACUCUCAUUAAAGUAGAUGGAUCUUUCUAGAGUAGCAUUCCGCGCAGUCAUAUUCUUGGAAAUUUUUCAAGCUCCUGGUCUGUCAGGAUAUCCCGUAGCCAAACUAUGGAAAGUACGUUUCCUCACUGUUGAACCCCUCAUAAGGCCGAAUAAUUGUUACGAGUCCGUCAUGUAAAAGUUAUCUCAGUUAGCACAUGUCAUCAUCAUGUUGCUGUUAAAUUUGUUAUCUCUUAGAAAGCAAGGGAAACGUCGACCUUGGGAACCACGCCAGAAGGCCGCCCAGGACAAGACUACGCGUUGAGCAAAGACAACGAAUUUUUCUACGUGCUCAGAAGUUUGCUUCGAAUGGCUUUGUAAAUAAAACGGCCUGGCAGAACUCUGCCUAUGUUGGUA
This is a messenger RNA of Ornithodoros turicata, 4755 nucleotides long. RefSeq lists its product as uncharacterized. Gene Ontology annotation, biological process: tRNA methylation; tRNA wobble uridine modification. NCBI's taxonomy places the organism in Eukaryota, Metazoa, Arthropoda, Arachnida, Ixodida, Argasidae. The transcript has 5 exons. Gene Ontology annotation, molecular function: S-adenosylmethionine-dependent methyltransferase activity; tRNA binding; tRNA (5-carboxymethyluridine(34)-5-O)-methyltransferase activity. The record is from RefSeq and is a predicted model, not a curated record. Bases 184 to 4215 code for a protein of 1343 amino acids. Gene Ontology annotation, cellular component: nucleus; cytoplasm.